This is a messenger RNA of Tricharina praecox, 336 nucleotides long. Its product is annotated as bola protein. Bases 1 to 336 code for a protein of 111 amino acids. Lineage: Eukaryota; Fungi; Ascomycota; Pezizomycetes; Pezizales; Pyronemataceae. The transcript is spliced from 2 exons. The record is from RefSeq and is a predicted model, not a curated record.
AUGCUGUCCACCCGCCUCCGCCUAUUGUUCCCGCGGGCGCAGCAAGUCCGAACCCUCAGCCGCACCGUUUUCGCCUCGUACCCGCAACUGCAGCCCCCGGCGGAGCUCGACGAGCGCGAGCUACACGUCUUCAAGAAACUCACCGAGGCGUUGGAGCCGUCGAGGCUGGAGGUACAUGAUGUCUCGGGCGGAUGCGGAUCGAUGUAUGCGAUUGAGAUCGCGUCGCAGCGGUUCAAGGGAUUGAACAUGAUGAAGCAGCACAGAAUGGUUAAUGAAGUGCUCGCGGAGGAGAUCAAGGGGUGGCAUGGAGUGCAGCUGAAGACCAAGAUUGAGUGA